This is a messenger RNA of Postia placenta MAD-698-R-SB12, 936 nucleotides long. RefSeq lists its product as hypothetical. NCBI's taxonomy places the organism in Eukaryota, Fungi, Basidiomycota, Agaricomycetes, Polyporales, Adustoporiaceae. The record is from RefSeq and is a predicted model, not a curated record. Bases 1 to 936 code for a protein of 311 amino acids. The transcript is spliced from 9 exons.
AUGGAUGGUGAUCUCAGCAAGGCCGACAUCAUCACGAGGAUGUAUAUACUUGCGACCAUUCAAAGUGAUAUUAGUGAACACCAAUGUGCUGCUGAGAAGGUCAAAGUGCACGAUCUUGCAAGCCUUAUGGCUGACAUGCGCAUUCGGCUGGAAAUGACCUUUGUUUUAAUGCCAGAGCAAAAGGCAAACAUUUGCUCUAGGGCCAUGGACCUUAUAAUUGCACCUACAUGCACCAACUUCAAAUUAUAUCAUAUUGAACUCGAAGCCGCAUUGCUGCUGACAAAUGUCUUCAGUAACCCUGCUCGUGAAAAGAUUUUGGCCAUGCACGUUUGGCAUGUAUGCUCAAACGUGCAGAAUACUCUGCGCGAAGAUGGAUAUCUGGCUAACAGCACUUGUGUGGGGGCUCAGCUAUGGAAUGGAGUGGUUGGCCACUCAGCCGUCACAUUAACUCGAUUUGUUUAUGAUAUCCUGCAUAAGUUUAAACGAGGGGAAGUUGAUGUGCAGCAAGAACACGGAUAUACAAUACAUUUGACUUUGUUGAUGUAUCAGCGGCGGUUUGCCAUAGAACACCCCGAGUUACUCAACGUGGUUGAGGUUGAAGAGGAGGACAUCACCUAUGCGGAGACUAAUGAGAACACCCCCCCAAGGAAGCAUCAGCGCACGGUCACAGGUCGCAAACCCCGUGUGGCAGGUGUCUGCCAAGUGGAUCUAUGGUUCAAGACCGAGGUCACAGCGCGAGGUGUGAAUCUAAUGGGCGGAGGUUGGAAAGACUAUGUCAAGGACACUAUUGAUCAUGACACCGCACAUUUUGCACCUGCUGCACUGGGGAAUCAGACUCAUUCUAUGGUUGCUGCGAGGUCGAGUGUGUCAGCAGCUACUGACACCUAUAUGCAAUGUUUCAGUAAGUGCACGCAGAUAAAAUGGGGUGGAGGGUGA